UAAAACAGCCCCCACCCCCACUUGAUAAUAUUUCUCCACUCUUCUUCCUCAACAAGCUUUGCCUACAAUUCACACAGUACAGAAACCUGUCUCUAUCUCUAUCUCUAUUUUCCUCUCUUCUCUUUUGACCUGAGAGUCACUUCCUAGUCUUAUGAUAACACGCUCUUCUUUCCUCUCUCCUUGUACAAUAAAAUCUUCAUUUCCCCUAAUUUUAUUAAAUAAAAAUCGAAUCGAAUCGAAUUCAACUGGAUUCAAUGCUGGAAACAGAUUCUCCUUCCAAAACGUUUCUCGGAGUUCGUUUCGUUCUCGUUGGUUUUGAUCCCGUCAACAAAUCCAAGGUUAAAUCAAAGCUUGUUGGCGGCGGCGGCAUCGAUGCUGUUCAGCAUGGCGAGAAUUGCACUCACGUCAUUGUCGAUAAAAUUGUUUAUGAUGAUCCUGUAUGUGUUGGUGCAAGAAAUGAUGGAAAGACAGUUGUGACAGGAUUAUGGGUUGAUCAUAGUUUUGAUAUUGGGAUGCCUGUUGAUACCACUUCUAUUAUGUAUCGACCGCUUAGAGAUUUGAAUGGAAUUCCGGGUGCCAAGAAUUUAAUUAUGUGCUUGACUGGGUACCAACGCCAAGAUCGAGAUGACAUUAUGACUAUGGUUGGUUUGAUGGGGGCACAGUUUUCCAAGCCACUGGUGGCUAACAAAGUUACUCAUCUCAUCUGCUACAAAUUUGAAGGUGAAAAGUAUCUGCUUGCCAGUAAAAUGAAGAAGAUAAAGCUUGUUAAUCAUCGUUGGUUGGAAGAAAGCUUAAGAAAUUGGGAGCUUCUUCCAGAAGACAAUUAUAGCAAGAGUGGCUAUGAGUUGGAAAUGCUGGAAGCUGAGGCAAAAGACUCUGAGGAUGAAGCUGAAGGCACCAGUGUGAAGCAACCAACUUAUGAAAAUGUGGAUAAGAGUCCUCAGAAUUUAAAAGCUGGAACAUUUAAGGCUUGUGAAAUGCCCAAAACUGGGGAAGUGCAGAAAAUAUCACAUGAUUUGAGUGAGCCUGAAGGUCUAUCAAGCGUUGUCAAUGCUAAAGAUAUCUUAGUAACUCCGGGCAAAAGGAGCAGAGAUGAUCAUGCUUCAGGCUUUGAUAAUAUUUGCAUUUCUGAGGUGCCUGUCCAUCUGGAUGUUGGUGGCUUCAAAGGUGCCACUUCCAAUGACUUACCUGAUGCACAAGCGAGAACUCCUAUUUCUACAAGAAGUAAAGACUUGGAGUUUAUUUCUAGAAGUGUUGAAAGGCCUACUCACUCUGAUGCGAAGUAUAGCACUACAAGCUACACAAGGAGAACUCCACAAAUAUCCCCAUCAUCAAUCUUCUAUGGGAACUCGGGUAAUAUCAGAGGCUCUCCUAAAGUUCUCUUAGGUGAAUCCAUCAACAUGUCUUCUGCCAAAGCAGAAUAUGCAAAGGACAUAACAAGCCCUUCUUGUGCUGAAAUUCCUCGAAAAGAAAUUGAAUUACUUUAUGAAGAAGCACCAGGAAGUAAGAAGCAAAAGACAGAUGUUUCGUGUUCUAGCUCUAAAUCACAGAAGAUGAAUCAUGAUGCACAGGCAUAUGUCACAGGGAGUCCAUCAGCUGCUUACACAAGUCAAGGUAUAGAACCAACAUCUUUGGUGGAUGGUCCGUCUAGGAUUAAUAAACGUUCUCCCCUCAGCAAUGAUGGUCACUCUGUGCAUGAUAUGAUUGGUAUGAAUGCACAGCGGAACCCACAUACCAAUUUUUCAACAGCCAAGUCAUCAAAAUUUAGAAGGAACCCGUUCACAGAUCAUGCUUUCCUUGAAAAUAUGAUCUUGGAAACUGGAGAAAAUGAGAACACAAAUAAGAAUACACCACAACCAUCCUUCAGGGACUUGACAAAGGACAUCUUGGUCAGUGGGCAUGAUAGUGGAGGUUUUGUUGUUGAAAGAUCUGAACAGGUGAUUGCAGAAGCAGGGGAACCACAAAAUUGGCAACAGGAUGGAGGGGGUCCGUUUACACAUAAUAAGGGAUUAGAGACAGAUAAAUCUGACAUGCUUUCUAAUUUGAACGUGCCUCAGGCAGGAAAUGAUAACUCCAUUACCAAGGCAGCUAGGAAGAAGAUGAUUGCCAAGAAGACUUUGGGUUCUAGACCAAAACUGACAAGCAAUGUGAGCCAGAAAGGUUCCAUAUACUUAAAUGUAACCGCUGCUCAAAAUGAUCCUACAGUUGGAAUGGCUAAGGGGAGAGUGGAGAGCAGGAGUCCCACUGAUGCCACCGAGCUAGAGAUAUCCCCUGCAACUGUCAAUGCUGCAGAAGCACGAGUGAUGGAGACAGAAUGUGCCACAAAAUUGGGGAAUAGGUUGGGAGAUAAUGCUGUGGAUAAGAUUGGUUUUGCGGAUGAUGAAACUGAGGCUCCAGAGGAGGAAGAUGAAUGUGAAAUUUUGCACAAUGAUGAGCAGAUUGAUUUGUCAAAUAAAGCAGAUAACAAGACAGGAAUGAAAUUGGAAGCAGAUAAUUCUGCAGCUAACAUGUGUGAUGGUCCAGCAGAAGGAAAUAAUGCAAUUGAAAUACAAAAGAGAGAUGGAUCAACCUUGAAAGAAGGUUUUGUAAAAGGAAAAGGAAGCAGAAGCAAGAAACAGCCUUCUGGUAAGACGAAGACCAAGACUGUUACUUCGGUUGUUAAAAAAGCUGAGUCUAAGAAAGUUCUAGACGUGGAAGAGAAUCUUAAUGGAAAGAACAUUGAGAAGAAUGCUGCAGAAAAGGAAAGCACUGAGCCAUGUCCUGCAGGUCAAGCUAAAAGUAAAAUUGUAUCUAGGAAAAAGUCCAAGAACCCCGUUGAAGCUAAGAAGGAGAAUAAGCCUGCUGUUGAUGGAGAUCAACAUGCAAGUCUAGAUGAUAAACAUGUUGGGGAAACAGCUGCUAAUGCUAGUAAAACAUCAAUGAAGUUUAAUCAUAAGGUUAGUAAAAGUAAUCCUGGUUCUACACCAGGAAGAGAAGUUACAAAGCAACUGAAAACUGAACCGCGAUGGUUUAUAUUGAGUGGGAAUAGGAUGCAAAGAAAAGAGCACCAGCAAGUUAUUAGGCUUUUGAAAGGAAAAUUCUGCAGAGAUUCUCAUCAAUGGUCAUAUCAGGCAACACACUUCAUAGCUCCAGACCCAAUUCGCAGGACAGAGAAAUUUUUUGCUGCUGCAGCAUCUGGAAGGUGGAUUCUUAGGUCGGAUUAUCUAACUGCUUGUAGUCAGGCAGGGAGGUUCUUGGCAGAGGAAUCUUAUGAAUGGCACAAGAAUAGCCUUAGCGAAGAUGGAACAAUUAAUUUAGAAGCUCCAAGGAAGUGGCGGCUGUUAAGGGAGAGAACAGGUCAUGGAGCCUUCUAUGGAAUGCAUAUUAUCAUUUACGGAGAAUGCAUUACACCACCUUUGGAUACUCUGAAACGAGUAGUGAAGGCGGGGGAUGGUACCAUCUUAGCAACCUCUCCUCCUUACACCCGCUUUCUUACAUCUGGAGUUGACUAUGCUAUUGUCAGCCCUGGCAUAACACGUGUAGAUAUGUGGGUUCAAGAGUUCUUAAGACAUAAGAUACCCUGCAUUGUUGCUGAUUACUUGGUGGAGUAUGUCUGCAAGCCUGGGUACUCCCUUGAGAGACAUGUACUGUACAAUACCAAUGACUGGGCGGAGAAGUCAUUUUCCAACCUUUCAAGCAAGGCGGAAGAGAUUGUUGAGGAUUGUGAUAGUGGUGAUGAUAUAGCCUGUGAAGUUUGUGGUUCUCGAGAUAGAGGAGAAGUUAUGCUGAUAUGCAGCGAUGAAAGUGGUUCUGUUGGAUGUGGGAUUGGGAUGCAUAUAGACUGCUGCGAUCCUCCACUUGAAGGUAUACCAGAGGAGGAUUGGUUUUGUCCGAAGUGUAGCGGAAGCAGUAAGAGCACCAGCACUAGGAAGAGAAGGAUGAAAAAGGCACUUCACUAAAGGCCAAUUGUUCUUUAACAUAGAAGAUGUCAGCAUUUAACGUAGUAGAUUUGUAUAACAACCUUCUUAGAAUGGCAAGGUGACUAGAGGACAUAUCGAACUUCCGUUCAAGACAUGAUGUAUUUAUUAAGAAAUUGAUUCUUUGUAGGUCGCAAGACAUGUUUUAUUUUAUAUUCGUCUAGAUAUUA
Messenger RNA from Populus euphratica (Euphrates poplar), 4126 nucleotides. RefSeq names its product BRCT domain-containing protein At4g02110-like. NCBI's taxonomy places the organism in Eukaryota, Viridiplantae, Streptophyta, Magnoliopsida, Malpighiales, Salicaceae. Bases 255 to 3938 code for a protein of 1227 amino acids. The record is from RefSeq and is a predicted model, not a curated record. The transcript is spliced from 10 exons.